Molecule: messenger RNA, 7461 nt
Organism: Cyclospora cayetanensis
Lineage: Eukaryota; Apicomplexa; Conoidasida; Eucoccidiorida; Eimeriidae
Exons: 12
Coding region: 1-7461 (2486 amino acids)
Biological process (GO): tRNA methylation
Molecular function (GO): tRNA (guanine) methyltransferase activity; RNA binding
Source: RefSeq, a predicted model, not a curated record
AUGGCGACCCCCCAGGGCAUUCCCCCGUCCCUGACGAAGGAGGCUUCCCCGACAGAGGCAGACUCAGCCGAAAGUGAAGAGUCUGCAGCAAGGCUUCCCAGACGGAAGCUGCUGCAUGCCCUUGAGAGGAUACACGCGGCCUUAGGAGCUUCUCCUGGAACGCGGCAGGCCUUUGUUGCUUCUGUGCGAGUGUGGAUCUCCGAGGCGAAAGACGCCGCUGCCGAGGCUGGAUCUGUCCAUGCGUUUUCGGCGUUGCGGGAGAUCGGCUGCGAAGCUGUGGAGCUGCUGCUCGCCGAUCAGGGCCAGUGGAAAGUGUUGCUGCAGCCUGCAGAAUGCGGGGAUCCAGAUCGCACGGAGCAGCUCCGUUCACCACUGCACCCGCGGUUGCUUUGUGGUUGCUUCCUCGUGUUGGAGGGCCUCCUGGAAGGCUCAGAGGCGGCUGUAGGGGACCUCCCCCUCGACCUCCGUGCUGCGGAUGCGGUUGCUGCUGCCGUAGAAACCCUGCGAGUGCUGCCCGCAGCUGCAGACUUCGCGACAAGGGGGCAGCAGUUCUCGAAAUGCGCACGCACGAAACACCUUGGCAGAGCCAGCAGAAAGGGCAUGGAGGCGCAGCACAAGGAAAGUGCACAGCGUCGCUCGCAGCAGCAGAGGCUUCCGCUUGAUCUCAGUGCUGCAAGAUUUCCCACGAUUGCGGCUUACGCAGACGUAGAAGAGGCGAGGGCCCUCCAUGGCGCUGCCGUUUCGCUCCUCGUUCGUCUCGUGGCAAGCUCUUCCUUGAGUCGCUGCAGCGCUGGCGAAGACGGCAUCACCUCGACGUGGUUGCUCUGUGAGCUCAAGCGGAGACUCUCCGAGACAGUUCGGGAGCAGCAACAGCAGCAGGGAGAUAGCCUCCUCCUCAGUAAGCAGGCAGUGGCAUCCGCGGAGGCGCCCUCAACUGCAGAUACCGCUCAAACACUCAAAGGGCUCAACUUUGCUACUCUUGUUGCCCUCGCGAGGGAAUUCUGUUCUAAGGCCACGCAAACGGCCAAUGAGGUUCGUCAGGUUGCUCCGUCAGACCUUUUGAGGCCGUGCGAACACUGCGCUUGCUGCGCUGCUGCCGUGUCAACUGCCUGCGCGUUUGUUGUUGCAGCAUGUGUGACGCAUGCGCCGUACAAAUCACAAACGGCGCCGUUGUUACAGGAUAUCCUUACGGUUGCUACAUUGCAGCCUCUGGCUUCCACGGCACGCCGCUAUCUUUUGCCCGCAGUGCUUUCUCUGAUGGCAUUUGAGGGAGCUUCGGCCUUCCUUUUUGCCGCGUUGCACCGUCUGCUAGCGGGCUUGACGCCUUCUCCUCCUGCCCCUGCUACGAACCAGACUGCAGGCAGCAGUGGGGGCACCUGCAGCGAGAAGGGAUGCCGCUUAUGGCUCAACAGAAGCAGUGUGAGCUUGGACGUCUUCGCGAUGCUCAGAAAGACGGUGCCGCCUCCGCGCUGCGGGGAAGCCUUCCAUUUGGCGCUCCAGUAUCAUUCGCUCUUCCUGUCUCCAGAAGGCCUUCCCCCUCCAAAGUCUCUCAGUGCUGCUGAGCAGCGGUUCGUACGCCAAGUGCGAUCGCAUCCUGUGUCACGCGAUGCGUCUUCACCCGCUGAGACUCUUUUGCCACCAAGCGGCGAAGCGCAGAGCGAAAGGGAAUGCGCUUGGGGGCCUUCAGACAUCCGAUGGCGGUGGCUUUUCUGGGGUUUGGCGUGCCCUGUCAUUGGCUCUGUGCGCAGCAACGCGCGGCAGUUGAUGCAGCAGCUGCUGGCUGUACAGACAGCGCACGAGGAGCCCUUGCAGAAACGUAUGCAGGGCUGGGGUGACGCAGCAGAACCCUACAGCUGCCCUCCGGCAUCCGAGAAACGCCCUUGUAUCACCGCAGAUGAUCAGAGGUUGGGCUGGAGCUCUUUCAUGCAGCUGCUGGAGGCCUUAGACGACUUCUCUCAGCAUCUUAUCCAGCAGCAGCAGCAAACGCUCCGUGGGCUCUGCGCGAUUGCUGCCAAGGCAGCAGUCAGUCAAACCUGCGGCAGACAGGCAAGGCCCCCCCCGCUCAGUGUACAGCCGCUGUGGGUGGAGGCGGUUCUGCUUAGAGCCUUUGCUCACGACAACGCCCUCCUCAGCAGGUCGUUCUUGCUCUCUUUCAUGAAGUUGUGUUGUGACGGGCUAGGUGCUCCCCCCCAGUGCCACCAAGGGAAGGCUCAAGGGCCUCCCUCGCUGUUGCUGUGUGUCUCCCUCGAUUUUGUGUUGGGGGCACUCGUGCCGCAUAUUGCAGUGCCCUCCUUCUUCUGCCGGAGCAACGACUGCCGCCAGGCGGAGGCUACGGUGCAGAAAUUCUUGCUGAAAAGACUCGCGCUCGAGGCCUCCGAGCUGCAACAGCAGCGGGGGCAGCAACAGCAGCACCGUCUCGAGGUGGCAGACGAGGAAAGCAAUUUAUCCUGCGUUGCGCAAUACCUAUCGGCCGUGGGAGAGCAUUGCUACACAUAUACGCCACUUCGCAUCUUCCUCGACGCACUGCUGCUGCCGGGAGAAGAGCUCUCCCUACUGCGGCAACAACAGCAGCAACAGCGGGAGCAACAGGGGCAAAUCUUCCUAGAGGCCAUCAGUCGCCUCUUUGGCGUAAUCGCGACAACGCCCCAUUGCGUUAGAGGGGGCCUGUAUGAGCGGUUGCUGAGAGUUGUGGCUGUUCACGCCUCACCUGGAGCCUUGUGUCUUUCCGCAGUGGGCUGUCUCCUCAAGGCACUCCCUUGGACGUUCUUCGUAAGGCAGAUUCGGGAGGCAUCUGACUGGUGCGGCAGCUUGCGAGGCACCUACAGCAGGAGCAAUGAGCUGGAGGAGACAGGGGAGGCAGAGCAGGAGCCGGCGUUGCUGCAGCUGCUGCACGCUGCCUUUCCGUCCCUAGAUGACUUUGGCUAUGCAGUGCAGCAGUUGGUGCAGCGUAGCCUGACAACUAAGGGGGGCACUCAAGAGGAAGCGAAAGAAGGCCAGUGUCAGCGGCUCCGAGAGCACCACGCAGCCUUCAUGCAGGCGCGCUUGUUGGCGGUGGUAUCUGCUGUUGUGCCUCAUCACGAGGCUUCAAGUGUGAGGCACGACGGCAAACUCCUCUUAUCGGACUUGUUUGUGCUGCCUCAGUACCUCGACGAGACGUGUAUGGCUGUAUACAGCCUUUUCACGGGCCUUUCCCGCGCUUUGUUGGCGGCCUCACCCCCUGCAGACACUCAAAACGUCCUAUUCUGGUUAGCUUGCGGCAAUAACAGUGCUCCCGCACUCUCAUUUCACUCAUGGUGGGGGGCAGCCGUCUUGGGGCCUAAGAGAACGCCCCAGGCGGCCGGUACGUACGGAGGCAUGUGGUCAAGCAUGCAACAGCAUAUUUGUGCUCUGAGGUGCCUAAUGUGCCUCUGCCCCUCAAAAGGACUUGUGGAAGGCUUUGAAGCGCUUCCAGAGAUGUCCUUAGAGGCAGCCUUUGCCCCCGUUAGCAGCGGACGGCGCAUCAGCUCCCCAGCUGCUCUGCUGUUGAUGGCAGCUGUUGCCGCGCUUGGGAAAUGGGGCAUUCGGCAUGAGGCGCAGACCACUGGAGGCUCAGCGGGAUGCUUGGCAGGCACCGAUCCCCGAUUGCUUCAUCCGAACGUUAUGCUGCGGAAUGCGGGGUGCAUGCAUGCUGCAGCGCAUUUGCUGCUGGUCGCAACUGCUGUCGCCGUCAUUGGGGCCUUUAUAGGGGCUUCGCAGAGCGCCAACCUUCUGGACAGUCCAGAGGUUUCAGAGGGGCCUCUCCUGCAAGGCUUAUGGGUUUGUGCCAACGGCCUUAUUGGCUCUUCCAUGAACAGAAAAGCUCUGGCGGCUCUGAAACACGCGGCAUUGCCCCACGCUGAGCUGCGGCCCGCAGACGUUGGUGCAAAUGCGGAAGGUAAGCUCGCCGUACUAGGGUUGCAGUCGGAAGAAGGGGGCAGCUCAGCCACAAACAGGGCAAGUGCAUUGCCUUCCUCCCUCCUGUUCUCGCGCAUCAGCCGUUGCUGCUCCCCUCCUACCGGAUACACCGUACAGUGUGCGCUCUGUGAUGGCUUACCGGGGAAGCGAGUGUUUGCGUCGCCACGUUUUCUGGAGCUUGUCUUUUCGCGUUCACCUGGCCCCUUGAGUUCAUCUGCAUGGAUCAGUCCAGAGAUCUGUCCCCUACCGGAAGGGCUGAAGUCAUGGGCAACGUGGCUGGAUGUUGUCGCAUGGUUCUACAGGAGCAAAGGCGAUGCCCUGGCGACGCUUUUUGCAGCAGGACCUCUCGCUGUAGCGGCUAGCGCAGCUAAUGCCCCUCUCGAGAGACCGCAGCAUUUGAAGCUUCUGCCACGUUGCACGCCUGCCGAUGGUGCCAGAGCAUAUGUUGCGCGGGUAGCAAGCUGCCAGCUGGCGCACCGUGCAUUGAUGCCGCCGAGCGGCUGUCCAGCUGGGGCAGGUACAGCAGCUGAAUUGCCUGAGGAACUCGAAGCAAAAGCAGCCAACGCUGCUCCUGAAGCGACUGCAGACCCUCUCGGUGUUGCCCUACUGCUGAUGCAGGAGAUCGGGAGGUCCUAUGUGCAUGAGACUCCAGGUCUAUUGCAGGCCGUAGCUUCCUUCGCUAUUCCGACGGUGGCACAGCGUGUCGUGGGGAGUCACCAGGAGUCACAGAACUCACGAAAGCUUACAAAAGACACAGCAACGGCUGCACACGCUGUCCUAGCUUCCUUUGUCACAGACUGCAGGAGGCUUAUUCAAGACCGGUCCGAGAUGGCCAUGCCGCCAAGUCUCGUUGGAAGACUCUGCUGUGUCGUCUUGCAUCCACUCAUGAUCGAAGCCGAGUGGAAGCUCGCGGGGGUUAUUCUGUCUUCUCGAGAGGCUGCACCUCCGUCGGUAGCUUCAAGCCAAUCGGAUGAACUCCCCAAUGACAACACGCCCGUGCCUGAUGGCCUCUACUUUGUCUUUGAAUUCGCUCGUGACCUCCUGGCGGAGGGGGCUGCCAGUCUGGCCCUUUCACGCGCCGUCGUCUUGCCGUUGCUGUCCUCGCUCUUCCGUGCCGGUAACGCGGCCUCUCAAGGCAUCCCAGCCGGAUUCUCCUUGCCCCCCAUGUACAUCCGGCUGCUGGUGAGCAUUUUGUUGCAUCGUGAGUUUGUGCUGCUCGAUGGAGAUGGCGGCGCGUGUCCAGCGGAGCCCUUCGAGGAGGAUACUUUCUCUGCCUCCCCGUGCUCUACCACCCCACUGAAGACCACCAGCAACACGGACGAGAGCAACAGCAGCGUCGGCAGCACACAGGCAGUAAACACCUGCUCACGGUGCGGUGAGCUGUGCGGCCUAUCGGAACUGGACCCUGCUGCCUUCUUCUUUUCCAAGUUCCCAGCCUGCAGAGAGCCAAAUGCACUGCCUUGCGGAGGACUGCGAGUGACCAGCUCAUCCCGCUGUUUCUCCCCGGCCCUUUCUUUGCUGCCGCGCAUUCUGCCUCGCCGAUUCGCACGCCUUCAACAGACACCAGCAUUCGUGCGACUGCUGACGCUGGCGCUUCUUGACGGGGUGUGUGGUUCUCUGCCGCCGUAUGGCACACCCCAAAGCUCCUACGAGGCGUUCCUAAGAAACACUGUCUCGGCCGUCUUCCGCUGCCUAGCCACUGAGGCAAUCGAGUCCGUGUCCUCUCACGUGGAGGAAAUCGAGGAGGCAGGAUUUCCUGAUACGAACAGGGGCCUCCAGAAACCUGGUGUUGCUUCGUCUACGGAGGCGCGUCUUCCAAUGCCCAACUCGGCAAAGCAUCGCAGGCAACUGCGUGCCUGGCAAGCGCUCUCCUGCUUGUCAUGCCAUGCCCGCUCACUCGUUAUUGAAGCGUGCGAAGACCUGGAGAAGGGCGUUUGGGGUGUUUUGAACUGCCCUCUCAUGCCCGACGUGAGGCACUACGUCGAGUUCGUUGCUGUGCGGCUGGCGCGAGGGGCCCCUCAUCGCUGCGUGCCGCAGAUUGUUGAGACCCUUAAGCGGUAUAACGCCUCUAGGCAAGUGCUGAUUAGUGCUUUAUCCAUAGGUGGAUAUAUUCUUUCUAACAUCCACAAGUGGUUGCCCAAAGGCGAGGAGGAGAUGCUGAGCCAAACGGUGAGCAUGCUGCUCGAGGCGAUCACGCCAUACCUAACUUCUAACGCGGCGUAUUGCCGUGCCACUGCGCAAUUUCUUGUUCACCGUUUUAUGUCUCUUGAGACCGUUGACCACCAAAAGGAGGUGCCCAGUUCUUCGAAAACCGGCGAGCACAAAAGAAUCAACGUCCUCCCCCAGCUUUUUACGAUGCUAGAUGAAGCUAAGGAAUGCAGAAUGAUGGCCUUCAAGGUCGCCGCUGCAUUCAGUCGAUGGGAUCCCGAGCUCGACGGCGGCAUCUGCAGCCUCAUUCCUGAGUCUGGCAUUUUAGUGGAGACCACUGAGCAGCACGGUGAGACCCUCUCUGGGAAGCAGCAAACUCUAUGUUGUGAAAUAAGGCUUUUCUGUACUCUUCAGCGUAGCUGCACAAAGUUACGAGGAAGCAGCGCCUUAUUUAAAAUCUCACCUCGUUCAAAUCUUGCCGCCUUGCGACACGGCUGUCUGAGUGUACCUUGGGGGUCAUCGUGGGAACUGCGGAGUCGGGGGCACUAUGUUUUAUCAGACUUUGACUUGAGACCCUCCUGGGCCCUUGCAGUGGCUCUCAAAGAAGCCGUGAAGGAUGAAAUGAAGAGGGUUUGGCACUCUGAAGGCGCUGCAGAGGAAUUUCCGCAGCUCCAUGAUAGAACAGCGCUGCUCUCCGAGAAUGCCGAAGUCAAGCCGUUUGAACCCCAAGCAGCUGAAGCAGGAUCCCCAGGCCCCUGCCAAAGGAAAUUUGUCCCCGAGCAAUACGGAGUGGUGGAAGCGCCUUCUGCUUGCCUCCUGAGCGGAGACGCAGCGGCUAGCUUUAGCGCCCUGAGGCAGCGCAGCGACCUUAUUGUGAUCGCCUCCCUCGUGAACAAGAGUCCCAAUUUGGGGGGCCUCGCCCGCACAUGCGAGGUUUUUAAUGUCAGGGCACUUGUGGUGAACUCGCUGGAUCUACUGAAGGACUCAAUUUUCAGAAAUAUAUCUGUUUCUGCGCAUCAGUGGCUUCCCAUGACCGCAGAUCUGGAUCGCACGUAUUACCUAGAUUUGCUGGUGUCCGCCACACAGGUGCCUGCUGCCACCUUGCCAGGUUACUUUAAUGCCCUGCGCGCUGAGGGAUAUUCUAUUGUUGGUUUGGAACAAACUGCAUCCUCUCACGUGCUCGGCGAGUUCGCCUUCCCUAGAAAGACGGCUCUGGUCCUAGGAGCUGAAAAGGAAGGCAUGCCGGCCCCGCUGAUGUCUCACAUUGACCACUGUGUGGAAAUUCCGCAGGUAAUAAAAACUGUUGCUUUGCGUCAACGCCCCAGUUAUAUGUCUAACGAGGUAUCAGGGGGGAUAGGCAGAAGUGGAGGAAGGCUUUAG